Oncorhynchus tshawytscha (Chinook salmon) is the source of this 1180-nucleotide messenger RNA. RefSeq names its product serine/threonine-protein kinase LMTK1-like. The record is from RefSeq and is a predicted model, not a curated record. The transcript is spliced from 3 exons. Gene Ontology annotation, biological process: brain development; peptidyl-tyrosine autophosphorylation. Bases 752 to 1111 code for a protein of 119 amino acids. Gene Ontology annotation, molecular function: protein tyrosine kinase activity. NCBI's taxonomy places the organism in Eukaryota, Metazoa, Chordata, Actinopteri, Salmoniformes, Salmonidae.
CUUUUCUCGCGUCCUCAUCUUUCCCUUCACCACGGUGCAUAUACCAUAUUCCUAAACGAGUCAGCGAGAUUCCAGUUAGGAUAAACUAGGACAGGACAAUUUAAGCAAGAUGGCGUUUCCCCUGUCGCCAGCUAAAGUGACGCUCCGAUAGUGCAAUGAGUAUUGGAUAUCUCCUAGGGGAUAUAGCGAGGAUUCUGGAUAACUCUGUUCAGCCUAAUCAAUCAUGUGGCAUUGACCUACUCUAAAGGCAGAGGAAGAACAUAACUUGACUUGGAGAGUAAGAUUGCCACUGGACGAAUGUCAAGGUGUUUGUACAGUCAGAGACAAAACCGAAAACGAUGUAGCCUAAAUAACGGAAUCACGUCGACAAAGCAGCGCGAUAAAGCAGCGGGGUUCUGUAUUCUGGCUCAUCAUCAUCAAACUGGUUGGAUGACGGAGAAGAAAAGCGUGGGACGGGAGAUGCCUAUCUGUCGUUUUUAAUCAUCCGUCAGUCAAGUGAAUGCCUGCGGUAUCAAAUUCAAAAACAAAUACCGACGGGAAUGUUUGUCAACAUAUGUCUAUAGAUCCGAUGUGAAGGAUGCGCGCACUGCGUCUCAAGGGUGUCAAAGAUAAAUAACCUAAAAUGCAGCGUUUAAUUUGACUGGCAUACAAUCCUUCGGCUAAAUGUGCUUCAGUCAACAUCUGAUCUAUUUCCAUGUUGUAUUUUGAUAAACCCUGUCUGCUGUCGUCUCAAGACUGAAGAGGGGGGAGGAUGUCCGUGGCUCUCUCCGUGACGGUUAUGUCUUCAGCGUUCUUUAAUCCCACUUUUGCCUUCAGUUCCCAUUUUGACUCAGAUGGCGCUCCACUGAGUGAGCUGUCGUGGCCGUCGUCUCUGGCAGUGGUGGCUGUUUCCUUCUCUGGGCUCUUCACCUUCGUCUUCCUCAUGCUGGCCUGCCUCUGCUGUAAGAAGGGACACAUCGGGUUCAAAGAGUUUGAGAACACAGAGGGAGAGGAGUACCAGGCUGACCUGGCCUCGUCUCAGAAUGGACCUGAAGUCUACAUCCUCCCCCUCACUGAGGUCUCCCUUCCCGUCUCCAAACAGCCCGGACGAUCCAGUAAGAUCCUAGGCUAGACCUUUGAACUUUCACCUCUAUAUAUCACCUAUGACCCAUAUGGCUGUCUCUUCUCUCCUCUCCUCUCU